Rodentolepis nana is the source of this 1254-nucleotide messenger RNA. NCBI's taxonomy places the organism in Eukaryota, Metazoa, Platyhelminthes, Cestoda, Cyclophyllidea, Hymenolepididae. The record is from the annotation of a GenBank genome assembly.
AUGAUCUGCUCUCCCAUUAAAUCUUUUUCCGAACUAUUAAUUUGGAAGCCGAAACGGGCUCGUGUUCAGCCAAGUGAACUGGUGACACCAACUAUUGUGUUUUGUCAUGAUAUGGCUGGUGGCUAUCAUGAUUAUGAUACUACAGAUAAAAGUGUCCCAACUUUCCCCACUUACCGUUUUGUCCACUGGGAUUUGAUUGAUACAUUCAUCUAUUUCAGUCACCAUUUCGUUACGAUCCCUCCUGUUUCCUGGAUAGAUAUUGCUCACAAAAACGGUGUUAGGGUUUAUGGAACCGUGAUUAUCGAAUGCGAUCGAGUAAAUCCCUGUCCACAAUUCGAUCAAAUUUUUGGCACUACCACGAAAGAAGUUGGUCUGAAUGAUAUUCGGCUGCACUACCGGUUUGAAGGUUGGCUGAUAAAUUUUGAAAAUCGACGAAUCUUUCAAAGGGUUCUACAUUUUUUGAAAUGUCUCAAGAGUUUGGGUUCGGAGGUAAUUUGGUAUGAUGCUGUCACCCACAAUGGUCAUCUCAAUUGGCAAAAUUCUCUCACCACAGAAAACUCUGCUUUCUUUCACGCUGAUUUGGACGGAAUCUUCCUCAAUUACAAUUGGGAUCCCGAGCUUCUUGAAUUUACCCAAAAUCACUCGGACGAAUCAAUGAAAAUAUUUGUCGGAGUUGAUUGUUUUGGCCGGAAUUGCCCAGGUGGAGGUGGUUUUGCUAGACCCGACCGUCCUUUAUCAGUUGCCCUUUUCGCCCCUGCUUGGCCUUUUGAAAAGCGGCAAAUUAGUGAAUUAAUUCCUCAAAUUCGGGCUAUUGGAAAUUCAUUUCAUACGAACUUUUCUCUGGGUUUGGGUUUGCUCAAGAGGAAUGUCUUUUCACCAUGGAGUCGUCUUGCUGAACAGCAGGUUAGUUUUAGUUUCAAUCUCCCUCCCAUUGGUUCUUAUUUUGCUUUUACUAAUUUCUUGCCAAAUUUUAUGGAUUGUUUUACAUCGGGAAAUAGUUUGAGUAUAGAUAUUUCUCCCAAUUCUGAUCAGCUCUUGGAGAACUUCAAUCUAGAACUCUUCCUUUUUCCAAAUUUGUCCCUCUCCAAAAAUGCCACUCUCUCGAUGAUUAUACAUUUUGCAGGAAAUGCCGCUGAUGUCUGCGUAUUUGCACACGUCAGUACAAUUCCUUGGGAGUCCGUGAAUACAGCUAGAGAAUACCCAGUUACUGGUGAACGGAUUCUCAAACAUAGUGGUAAGGAAAUGUUCUUUUAA